Mandrillus leucophaeus (drill) is the source of this 2068-nucleotide messenger RNA. It is a transcript of the gene ZNF691, whose product is annotated as zinc finger protein 691. Gene Ontology annotation, molecular function: RNA polymerase II cis-regulatory region sequence-specific DNA binding; DNA-binding transcription factor activity, RNA polymerase II-specific. The record is from RefSeq and is a predicted model, not a curated record. The transcript is spliced from 4 exons. Gene Ontology annotation, biological process: regulation of transcription by RNA polymerase II. The coding region runs from base 448 to 1395 and encodes 315 amino acids. Lineage: Eukaryota; Metazoa; Chordata; Mammalia; Primates; Cercopithecidae.
GAGGCGGUGCUGUCCCUGACCGAGCAGCGGGAGUGAGGUGGGUCCGGGUUGGGCCCGAGGUCGCGGGGGGAGGCGGACACGACUUCGCGGGAAACUCUGUACACGGCCAUUUCACUCUCACCGAGGAGUUGGAGGCUGCUGCUUUGCUCCCUGGACCGAGUGGGAAGCCAAGGGGCCUUGUGGUCCCUCCGCCCCGACCCUCGGCCCUGGUCCCCGGACGACGCAGCCAGGGCCUGGAUAUAAUGUCUUCAACAGUUGUAACAGCAGCUGCUAUUUGCUGAUUGACAGCAUGUGUCACACACUCUGCUGAGUAUUACAGGCAUUUUUUUCUAAUACAAAGUCUUGUAGUGUGGAAAUACUUGCAGACUUGAAGGAAUUAUCAGUCUUUCAUUUUCUAUCAUCAGUGUCCUGUGAUAGUUUGUGCUUCCCUCCCUCAUCCCUUUGUUCAUGUCACUCUGUUCACCAGCCCACCCUGCUGAAAUGUCGUUAUUUCUUCAAGGCCUGGAGGAAAUGCUAUCACUCUCAUCAGAGGGUUCAGAGAUGGGCAGUGAGAAGGAGCAGAGUCCAGAACCACACCUGCCUGAGGAAGGGGAAGGGGGUAAGCCUUGGAGAGUGGAUGACUCAGAGGGUUCUUGGAUCCCACCUGGGGAGAAGGAGCAUGGGCAAGAGAGCCUGUCGGAUGAACUGCAAGAAACUCAUCCAAAAAAACCAUGGCAGAAAGUCACUGUCCCGGCUCGAGAGCCAGGGGAUCCCAUUGCUCAUCCAAGGCAUGAGGCAGAUGAGAAACCCUUUAUAUGUGCCCAGUGUGGCAAAACCUUCAAUAAUACCUCCAACCUGAGAACACACCAGCGGAUCCACACUGGUGAGAAGCCUUACAAGUGUUCUGAAUGUGGCAAGAGCUUCUCGAGAAGCUCCAACCGCAUCCGGCACGAGCGGAUCCACCUGGAAGAGAAACACUACAAAUGCCCCAAGUGUCAGGAGAGCUUUCGGCGGCGCUCAGACCUCACCACACACCAGCAAGAUCACCUAGGUAAGCGGCCAUACCGCUGUGACAUCUGUGGCAAGAGCUUCAGCCAGAGCGCCACACUAGCUGUGCAUCACCGGACCCACCUGGAGCCAGCGCCCUACAUCUGCUGUGAGUGUGGGAAGAGCUUCAGCAACAGCUCCAGCUUUGGCGUGCAUCACCGCACCCACACAGGUGAGAGACCUUAUGAGUGCACUGAGUGCGGGCGGACCUUCAGCGAUAUCUCCAACUUUGGAGCUCACCAGAGGACCCACAGAGGGGAGAAGCCCUACCGGUGUACUGUGUGCGGGAAACACUUCUCCCGGAGCUCGAAUCUCAUCCGCCACCAGAAAACUCACUUGGGCGAGCAGGCUGGGAAAGAUUCCAGCUGAAGGAGAGCCCCAUUUAGAGUGAAGGAGAGAGAGCGAGAGACCCCAACCUAUUGGAGGAAGAUCUUGAGCAUCUGCUGCUGCUACCUUGACCUCAAGCCCUUCAUCCCACUUUGGAGAAUGGUUUUGUAUUGCCUCUGAAGUCAGGAUCUCAGGAAGUCCUGAUAAGGGACUCUGGAGUAAAAACCCUUGCCUCUUUCCGGGCCAAUUUCUCGUGCUGAAAAGUCAGAGGACCCAGUCUUGGCUUCACUUUCUUGGGGUGAAAGAGAAAUAGGGUAGGCUCAGAACAUGCUCGUGUCAUUAAGGCAGCAGUCCCCUGGCCUUUGAGGAAGUACCUAUGAGAUGGGUGUCACUAUCUGAAGGUUCUCCAAAUUGUCUGUGAACUUGCUUAGGUAGGAGUGCACUGCAGUGUCCUGCUAGUUCCCACCUAUUGUGCCCCAACUUUGCUUCUAGAUCUCUGGGCUGGGAGGAGUGACCUUCUCAAUGGAAGGGGCCUCCUUGGUCUGGAGAAGAGAUCUGAGGUCCUGCCUUAGAAAUGAAAGGGAAACCCUCAGGGAGCCAUGACCCAGGGACCUUCACACUCCCCAAUGUUUGUUACUUGUUAUCCCUCCCCCAACCUCCCCAACCUGCCUCUGUUUUCCCCAGAGUGAUUAGCAGUAAAACCCUUCAAUGAAAA